Engraulis encrasicolus (European anchovy) is the source of this 1858-nucleotide messenger RNA. Its product is annotated as tripartite motif-containing protein 16-like. The record is from RefSeq and is a predicted model, not a curated record. The transcript has 6 exons. Gene Ontology annotation, molecular function: protein binding; zinc ion binding. Lineage: Eukaryota; Metazoa; Chordata; Actinopteri; Clupeiformes; Engraulidae. Bases 46 to 1710 code for a protein of 554 amino acids.
GGGAGAGAUCACAAGCUGGUGUGAAACCAUUUACAGUAACAAAAAAUGGCAAAGGCCAGUGUGUUAUUAGCGCAAGAUGAGUUCAGCUGUCCAAUCUGUUUGGAUCUCUUAAAAGAUCCAGUUACUAUUCCCUGUGGACACAGUUUCUGUAUGGAUUGUAUCUCAGGCUGCUGGGAUCAAGAGGAUCCAAAGGGAGUCUACAGCUGUCCACAGUGCAGACAGACUUUUACUCCAAGGCCAGUUCUGGGCAGAAACACGAUGCUGGCUGACGUGGUGGACAAACUGAAACUUCAGGGACUCCAGUCUGCUCCUGCUGCCCACUGCUAUGCUGACCCUGGAGAUGUGGAGUGUGACGUCUGCUCUGGGAGAAAGCGAAAGGCUGUCAAGUCCUGUCUGGUUUGUCUGUCCUCUUACUGUGAAACUCACUUCGGAGCUCACAAAGACUUAAACCCAGGCAAGAAACACAAAGUGAUUGACGCUGCUGGUAAACUGGAGGAUCUGAUCUGCUCUCGGCAUGACAAACUGCUGGAGGUCUUCUGUCGCACUGAUCAGACGUGCAUAUGCAUGCUGUGUGUCAUGGAUGAACACAGUGGACAUAAAACUGUUUCAGUCGCAACAGAGAGGACAGAGAAACAGAGAGAGCUGGGAGAGAAACAGAGGAAAUCUCAAGUGAUCAUCAAAGAAAAAGAAAAGCAAUUCCAAGAGCUCAGACAGGCUGUGAAAACUCUUCAGAGUUCUGCUGAUGCAGCAGUGGAGAACAGUGAGAGGGUCUUCACUGAGAUGAUCCGCUCCAUUGAGAAAAGACGCUCCGAGGCAACCAAGCUGAUCAGAGAUCAGGAGAGGGCUGAUGUGAGUCGAGCUGAGGAACUCAUGGAGACACUGGAGCAGGAGAUCGCUGAGCUGAAGAGCAGAGUUGCUGAGCUGGAGCAGUUCUCACAAAGAGAAAAUAACAUCCAGUUUCUCAAGAGUUUCCAGUCUCUGUGUGCCUCCACUACAUCUGACAAGUCAUCUACGUGCUCAGUGCAUACAGAUGAGCUUUUUGAGAGAGUGAGUGACGGCCUCACUCUGCUCCAAGACAAACUGCAGGAUGUGCUCCACCAGGAAAUACAGGACAUUGUGAAAACUGGUGAACAAAUCAGCAUUUUCAGACCUUCAGAGCCUGUGACCAGAGAUGAUUUCCUCAAAUAUUCCUGUCAGCUGACUUUGGACCCCAACACGGCUCAUAAUCAGCUGAUACUGUCUGAGGGAAACAGGGUUGUAGAAUUGGUUAAUAAGUGGCACUCUUAUCCUGACCAUCCAGACAGAUUUAGUAAUGUAUGGCAGGUGAUGUGUUCAGAGGCUACGUCUACCAGGUGCUACUGGGAGGUUGAGUGGUCUGGAGAUGUGUUUGUAGCUGUUUCAUACAAGGGGCUGAAGAGGAAAGGAAGUGAUACUGAUGCAAAGGUUGGGUGUAAUACAAAUUCCUGGGCACUGCUCUGCCAUUCAUAUGGGUUCUGUUUCUACCAUAAUAAUAAAGGAAUAAAUGUCCCUCAUGCUCAGAUCUCCUCUAGAAUAGGAGUGUAUGUGGAUCACAGGGCAGGAACUCUGAGCUUCUACAGUGUCAAUGCUGACACAGUGACUCUGCUGCACAAAGUGGAGACCACAUUCACUGAGCCGCUGUAUCCUGCCUUUUGGCUCCGCGAUUAUGGCAGUAAAAUAAAAUUGUGUUAGUGACAACAGGCCAACAGAACACCACAUGUGUACAUAUCAUAACAUGCCAGUGUGCGCUUUUGUGGUUUUCUUUGGAUAGGCCUAUGCAAAUGUGCUAUGUGUUGUUUAACAAUUAACAAAACUAAUGACCUUGCCUUUUUCAAAUGUA